GGUACACGUUGGCGGUGGUUACGUCCACUUGGUUAUAAAUUAGACCCGUGCGGGCCUCAGGUUUCAUUGUUAAUUCGUUUGUUGAAGACACUGUGCUCACACGAAUCAUGAAGGUCCUCGUCGUCGUCGCGCUUUUCGCCUUUGUGGCAGUCCAGGUGAGUCACGCUGCCCCUGCACCCGACGACGCGGCGCCUAAAGAGGACGCAGCGGCAGCAGCGGCAGCGCCAGUCGCACCGGCAGCUGCUCCAGUGGCGGCUGCUUCUGCAGCAGCACCCGUUUCGGCGGCGGGCUCUGCACCAGCGUCAGCUCCUGCGGCGGCGGCUCCGGCACCUGCUGACGCCGCACCCGUACCACUCGCUGCACCCGCAGCACCUGCAGCCCCUGCCGCUGAUGCUCAACCCGCUGCUGAUGCAGCGUCGUCGCCAACUCCUGCCGCGGAGGCUGGCAAACAGUAAUCUGUAACAACACAACACAAUUCCAGGACAGUGCUUCAUUUCACAAAAGAAUGAUCUCAAAAUUCAUGUAAACCUUUGACAACAACCACGAUUAUCCC
Hyposmocoma kahamanoa is the source of this 553-nucleotide messenger RNA. RefSeq names its product testis-specific gene A8 protein-like. Bases 108 to 455 code for a protein of 115 amino acids. The transcript has 3 exons. The record is from RefSeq and is a predicted model, not a curated record. Lineage: Eukaryota; Metazoa; Arthropoda; Insecta; Lepidoptera; Cosmopterigidae.